This is a messenger RNA of Eupeodes corollae, 1230 nucleotides long. RefSeq names its product abasic site processing protein HMCES. The record is from RefSeq and is a predicted model, not a curated record. Gene Ontology annotation, molecular function: single-stranded DNA binding. The transcript has 4 exons. Lineage: Eukaryota; Metazoa; Arthropoda; Insecta; Diptera; Syrphidae. The coding region runs from base 137 to 1150 and encodes 337 amino acids. Gene Ontology annotation, biological process: DNA damage response.
AUUCAGCACAUUUUGUAACUUUUAUAUUUCCCAUUAUUAAAUUCCCAAUUGCAAACUCCAUAGCAUUCGCAUAUAUUAAGCAGCUCAAAAAUAAAACAAACAAAUAUCAAAUAAUAAUAAAAACAAAUUUUAAGCAAUGUGCGGCCGAACAUGUUUAACACUUGCUCCUGACCAAAUCUUACAUGCUUGUAAGUACAGAAGGUACAACUCCGAUACUGGAGAUGGAGAAGAUAAGAUGGAACAUUUAAAGGAACCCGAAUGGAGGUCCGAGUUUAACUGCGGCAAGAAAUUUCAACCUUCCCACAACAUUGCACCGACCGACGUUACACCAGUCAUUGUCUCAGGAGAACAUUUUCGAAGUGCUGAUGAAAGUGAUUGUCCAGAAAGAGUUGUUGUUCCUAUGAUGUGGGGAAUGAUACCUUUUUGGCAUAAGGGGGACUACCGCAAACACGGGUUAACCACAAACAACUGUCGUCUUGAGCACAUGCUGGAAUCAAAAUUAUACCGCGGACCAUUUCAAAAAGGACAGCGUUGUGUAAUUGUGUGUGAAGGCUUUUACGAGUGGCAGACUACAAAAACCUCGAAACCCUCCACAAGAGAAGCUUAUUAUCUAUACAUGCCUCAACUCGAUGGGAUCAAGAUAUAUGAUAGUAGCACUUUUUCCGAAAACAAUGUGGACCUCUUGAAAUUGGCUGGACUUUUCGAUAUUUGGGAGGAUGAUAAUGGUGAUAAAAUGUUCAGCUAUGCUGUAAUUACAUUUGAAUCUACAAAAGUGAUGUCCUGGUUGCAUCAUAGAAUGCCUGCAAUUCUAGAAACAGAAAAGCAAGUAAAUGAUUGGCUAAAUUUUAAGCAUGUGUCAGAAAAAGAAGCCUUAGCUGCUUUAAGACCAGCUACUAAACUCGAAUGGCACCGAGUUUCUAACUUGGUAAAUAACUCUCGCAAUAAAUCAGAACAUUGCAAUAAACCAAUUGAAUUAUGUCCAAAAAAACAAAUUCCUACUAAUAAUCUAACAAAAUGGCUUGUCCGAAGAAAACGUGAAGAGGAUAUUGAAGCAGAAAGCGACAAAGAGGAAGAUGAGCAGGAAACACCAUCAAAACGUCCGAGGAUAAAACGAAAAAUCAGUGAAGAGGAAUCAAGUGGUGAAAAGUAAAUCUAAGUUUUUUAUAUAAGACAUUUCCAGGUUUUGAAUAAAUGUUCUAUUGAACGACUUCAGAAGUUUGAAGAAUGAAA